Messenger RNA from Naegleria fowleri, 1974 nucleotides. RefSeq lists its product as uncharacterized. Gene Ontology annotation, biological process: protein folding in endoplasmic reticulum. The record is from RefSeq and is a predicted model, not a curated record. Lineage: Eukaryota; Heterolobosea; Eutetramitea; Acrasida; Naegleriidae. The coding region runs from base 1 to 1974 and encodes 657 amino acids. Gene Ontology annotation, cellular component: cytoplasm; membrane. The transcript has 2 exons.
AUGAUUUGUUCCGAGAGUACAAACGAAUCGAAAUGCUUUGACGAAUAUGGCAGCAACCAUCUUUCCUCGAUCAUGGUGAGUCUUGAUCGGAAUGAUGAGAGCAGUUAUGCUCAUCCCAUGAGGAUGAUAGAAACCAUCUUGAAUGAAUUUUUACUCAGCAACGGCAGUUGCAGUACAUUCCGAACGAAGAAGAAGAAGAAGAAACAUGCUGGAGAACAACCACUGUGUGCAGUCAUUCUAUUAUGUAUCAUUAUUGUAUAUAUUAUAACAAUGGGAACGAUAUGGGAAAGAUUAUAUUCAUCAUCAUUAUUGUACAAUAACCCUUCAUCAUCCAUACAGAAUGAUAACUUUUUCAGAUUUGUUCAGGCUUCCGAUGAGAGCAUCAAAUCCGAAAAACUAAAUGUGGGAUUUAACUUUGCUGCUGAAGAAUCGGGAGCAAAGAUUUUGACAUCAAAUCCUGAAGCAAAGGUAAGGAUAUAUCCAAGUGUUGUCAUUGAGGAAGUAUUAUUUCUACAGAAAGUUUCAAGAAUUCUCAAUGAAGACUCAGACAAAUAUUGCCUAAUUCCUCGAACGGCACCUCAAAAGUGGAUCAUUGUGGAAUUGUCAGAGGAAAUUUUGAUGAAGAGUAUUGCUCUUGCAAAUUUUGAAUAUUACUCUUGCUCUUUUAAACAUUUUAAAGUGUAUGGAUCUGUAAAGUAUCCAUGCAAAGGACAAAAAUGUUGGGAACUUGUUGGAUCUUUUCAGGCUUCAAACAGUAGAAAAGUGCAAUCAUUUAUCUUUAAAAAACCAUCCAUUACAAGGUAUAUCAAGUUAGAAUUUUUGACUCAUUAUGGAGAGGCUGAAUAUUAUUGCACAUUGAGCUUAUUGCGAGUUCAUGGAUCUACCUUAUUGGAGGAUUUGAAAAAGUCUCUCCAGAAAUCAUCAAGUAGAAAAUCUCAUGAAUCAAGCACGACCGAUUCUGCUCCCCACACAGAAGAGGAUGCAAGUCUAAAACUUGAAACUAAACAUGAAGCUCACACAUCAGACAAUUUGGCAACCGCCAAAAUUAUUGCAGAUGCUAUCACAACUGGUGUUCAUGAUAUUCAAGCCAAUCUUACACAUUUCCAACAAGAAAACAAAACAGGAAGUCAAACUGAAAAUUUCGAGGAGCAAUUUGGAAAGCUUUUACAUGACGACAUUUCAGAUUUUUUGAAACAAUCUAUUGAUUCUUCAACGAUAGGUAUCACAAACAGAUCUAAAAACAAUUUUUGGACAGACCAGAUGAAAAAGAGAUUUAACAAAUAUAGAAUUUGCUUGUUAAAAGCGAUGCAAGACAAGAAACUUAUGGUGUCUCAAGAUGCUCCCAAAACUAGUAUCAUGACAACUGAACACUAUAUCAAUAGUACGAUUUUUGUUAAGAAUUAUUCGUCACCUUAUGUGAGACCUAUGGCCCAUCAGAAGCAACCCCUCUAUGCCAAGAGUAUAUCCAGAAAACAUGAAUCUCAGCCAAUUUGUCUAGCUCCACUAACAUUUUUGUGGUCAAAUAUUUCAUGUCCUUCGCUACUUCGUGCUAAUGCCUUGGAAAUCACACAAAAUAAAGUUUCUCAAUCUGUGAAUAAUUCUUCUGCUAAAUCAGCCGCUACCUUAACAAAGAUACCGGAUGAUGAUGACGACGACAUUGAUGAUGGAGAUGAUGACGAAGCGACUCAGGAUACUCUUUCACAAAUUAUUAACGAAAAGGAAAAUAUUCUCAAAUCACUAUUCAACGCAAUUAAGGUUCAUGGAGAAAACGAAGUGUUUUUAAGAAAUCAGAUAAAAAGUCUGGAGACUAGAUAUCUAAAAACAGUUCAAUAUAUUCAACAGGUACUUGAAAAGAAUGGAGAAGAUCACAAAACAUUAGCAAAUAGUUUUGUAGCGUUAUCUCAAAAGCAAAGAGAUUCAAUUGUGGCAGAGUUGGUAAGUGGUGAAUUAGAAUUUUGCUUUUUCUUUUAUUAA